Molecule: messenger RNA, 3038 nt
Organism: Dunckerocampus dactyliophorus (ringed pipefish)
Lineage: Eukaryota; Metazoa; Chordata; Actinopteri; Syngnathiformes; Syngnathidae
Gene: rpz5
Product: rapunzel 5
Exons: 2
Coding region: 2-1312 (436 amino acids)
Source: RefSeq, a predicted model, not a curated record
AAUGCAUAUAUACAUCCCACGGAGGCUGGCGCUCACAUUCCCAGCUGGAUUACUGCGCAACUUGGGAGAACAUUUUAACCACAGAAGAAACGUCUCCAGCUGGUCUUUUAAGCUAGCAAGGUACGCAACCAUGAACAGUGUGGCAAACUGGCUGGUGGAGAACAAGGACAAGAUAGAGAAAGGAGUAGACAUCAUGGGGCAGGCCUCCGAGGUGCUGGCCUCCACCGUGGGCCAGCUCCACCCCAUCCUGGAGGCCGUCUUCAUGGCCUCGGCCGAGAUCCUCAGCAACCCCGACAGCAAAGAGGCCGUCUACCUGACUCAGAAGAUCGACGAGGUCAACCAGAAGCUGGUGGGCAUCCAGAACGAGAUUGAUAAAAUUGCUCUGGAGCUCCAGAGGACGUCCAUGAACAAGCAGAACUUUGACCGCGAGGCUCAGAUGCUCGGCCAGUACGAGAAGUUCCAGGAGUUCAUCAACGCCAAGCCAGACUGGAAGGCGAAGAAGAAGGAGAAGUUCCUCAAGUAUUACGAGAACACCGACAGUGACUUGAACUUGGACGCUCUCUACUACGCCGUCAUGGGGGAGAACACCUCAGGUGACCCCAUGCUGGACACGGUGGUCGCCACAGAGCAGAGGAGCAGGAGGGCGGUGGAGGACUUUUGCGCUUCGCUGAAGAAGCUUUUCGUGGUCGGCCUCAUCGCCGUCAUGGGCUACGCCGCCCUGAAGGAGGGCGUGGUGGAGACGGACUUGGUGACCAAGUGGCAGGAGCGAAUGGAGGCGGUGGAGAAACGAAUGAAAACCGCCGUAGAUUACUGCACAGAGACCUUUGUGGACCAGGCCAAGCUGGACCUGGAAGACCAGCUCAAGGAGAACCCCGGCACGGUCAACGAGGACUUCACCCGAGCUCUACUGGACUCCCUCGUGAAGAAGUACGACUGGGUCAAGUGGUCGGUCCGAGCCUUCAACAGCAGGGAGCGCAUCUUCUUCUACAACUGGCUGGCGGGCAGGAAGUUCCACGGCAGCGGCGGCGCCAACUGGUUUGACGCCACCACCAGCAACAAGAUCAAAGUGGUGGUGUCCUUCUGCGUGGACCCGCAGCCCAUCGACAAGAGCCAGAUCAGGGAGCAGAUCGAGCAGCAGAAGCUGAAGGGGAACAUGAUGGCGGUGGCGCUGACGCUGAACCGAUGCUUCCCCAAUUGCCUGGUGCACGCCGUCAGCCACUACAAGGAGGUGGUGGAGUCCAACAACUUCAGCGUGGAGAGCUACUACUACGGCAAACACAAACGAGCCUUCCUGUGCAUCCACCCGCAGUAGGCUGCGGCGAAGGCCUUUCACUGAUUACUGCUAAUGUCCUCUUGGAAUUCAAGUGUUUGUGCGUUACGUCCCCUGAAGAAGCAUCUCCACUUUUAUGACUGCCUGGCACGAUAAUCGAUAAAUCGAUUAAUCGAACGAUAAACAAAAAGCAGCUGGAUGAUUAUGAUAAGUUGAUAAGUUGGUGCAUGUCGUCUCUCGGUGCCGCACAGGCUGGAUGACAAGAGGGUUCACUCUGCAUGUGUUUGUGUGCAUCGGUCCUACAGUGGAAUGACCGGAGAGAGUGAACCCUCCUGUCCUCUCAUUCGGCAUCUUUGUGGAGGCGGGGCUACUAGUGAGUGGCUACAGAGUGUUAGCAGUUAGCCUCGUGAGGCAGCAUACGCUAGCAUGAAUGAAGGCACAGAAGCGAUGGUUUCCGAGGCGAAUGCCACGGCCGACAGCCCCAGUGUGGGAAUAUUUCGGUUAUAAACAGAAGGAACAAGGUGAGCGCAUGAACACCAACGACCGACACGGGCAGUUUUCUCAACUACCGAUGGAGGUUUCUCUGGCAGCGGAACCUUCGUCCCGACCGAAAAGCUUUAUAGUAUGGAAGCCUGUUUUCGGAAAAAAACAAAUCCCAAUUUAUGAAAUAAAACGCCAUAAUAAUGAGAUAAAAACUGUGCAUGUGCUGCUUUCGUCACUGGAGCCUUUGUCACAUGUCUUAUGACUUUCCUAUUUCUAAAUGAGAACUUUUUAUCUCAUAAUUAUGACUUUCUUAUCUCAUAAUUACAGUAUUACUUUUUAUCUCAUAAUUUCAACUUUUUAUUUCAUAAUUAUGACUUUAUCUCAUAAUGUUGACUUUUUAUGUCAGAAUUUGGAUUUUUAUCUCAAAACUAGGACUUUUCAUUUCGUAAUUUCAACUUUUUAUCUCAAAAUUUUGACUUUUUAUGUCAUAAUUUUGACUUUUUUUAACUCAUAAUCCUGACUUCCUUAUCUCAUAAUUUCAACUUUUUAUUCAAUAAUUUGGACUUUUUAUCUCAUAAUAACGACUUUCUUAUCUCAGAAUUUCAACUUUUUACCUCAUAAUUUUGAGUCUUUAUCUCAUGAUUUACCAUUCGGAUGUUUUUUUCUGUCAGUGGCGGAAACGGGCUUCCAUAUUACUGUCAUUGUAGUUGAGCCAUACGCCAAAAUUAGCGCAGCAGCUGUGUUAAAUAUACAGUAUGAAGACAGAAGAACCCAAAUAAAAAUAUGCACAAAUGGAGGAAGAGCACGUCAAAGGUUGAAAAAUCCUUCACACUUACGUCGUCAACAGCGGUGGAGCCUUGAAGUUUGUAUUGCAGUCGGAAUGGAUGUAAAACGUGAAUUAUUUAACAUGACAAAUUACACCACUAUGUACAUUUCCAAUGGUCCAAUAUUUACAAAUAAAUAAUAUGUCAUCCAAGUCUGUUAUUUCAUUACCCAAAAAGCCCAGAGUUCUCUACUUUUAGGUAUAUAGUGCUCUAUGGUUAUCGUUGCACUUUUCCUUUUUGUGGUGACAAACACAACAUAAGCAAACACAUAGAGUUAAUCCUUUUAGAUGCUCACGAAGAUUUCGGGUGACGUCAGUGGUCUAAUACAGGGGUGUCCAAAGUGCGGCCCAGGGACCGUUUGCGGCUUGUGGUUGUUUUUUUUUUUUUUUUUAUUGGCUCGCAGCACAUUUUAAAAAUAUAAUUUAACAAGAAACCUGAAUAAAAACCGAGCAACAGCAAAA